AAGAAUACGAAAUAGAAACCAAUAUAUAGAGGCCAGACCGUAGAAAGUAGGCAGUUUGUUAUUCCUCAAAUCUUACUAAAAACUCUUUAUUAUUUCAAUUUACGUAUAUUACCUUUUUACCAAUAUAUUAGCAAUAAAAUUUUAUUAUAAAAGCAAAAAUAGCCGAUUUAAUGUGCAUCCCAAAUGCAGAGAAAUUUUGUAAUAAUCAUUGUUAUUUCGUUUUUCUGAACCGCAAGCUCUUUAGGAAAAAAUGGACGAAGUAAGAUACCUAAAAAGAAAAAUAAGAUCUGGAAAUCUUGAUGUACAUCCAACUGAAAAAGCUUUAGUUGUAAACUAUGAUGUUGAAGCUUUGAUUUUAGGUGAACUUGGAGACCCAAUGUUAGGAGAUCGUAAGGAGUGUCAAAAAAUUAUCAGAUUAAAAAGCCUUAAUGCUGAUACAAAUGUGACUCUACUUGCUAGAGAAAUUAUAGAUAAAUGUUCUCUCAUCCAUGAAUCGAAACUACACGAAGUUGAACAAUUAAUUUAUUAUCUACAAAAUCGUAAAAGCAGUGGUGGUGAUUUUGAAAAUGCUGGCCAACCUCCAAGACCAAUGUCAUCAACUUCGCUUAAUGUGGAUAGUGGAGAUAUAGAACGUGCUAUUAUAAGUAAUAUUGAUGAUUACAUUGAAUUACUUUAUGAAGAUAUAUCAGAUAAAAUAAAAGGUUCUUCUUCAAUUUUAAAAUUAACAAGAAUACCAGAUAAUUUACAAGAAUUAAGUAAAAAUGAAACUCUACUAAGUGUUUUAGCACGAGUCUUAAGAGAAGACUGGAAGAAAAGCAUUGAACUUUCUAUAAAUAUAAUUUACAUAUUUUUUUGCUUUGCUACAUAUAGUCAAUUUCACAAUAUCGUUGUUGAUUACAGGAUUGGCUCUCUUUGCAUGGACAUCAUAGAUUAUGAGUUAAUUCGAUUUGAUCAAUGGAAAGAUGAUUUGGAAAAGCGAAGAAGGUAUUUUGAAAAUAAUACUGGAAUGUGUUUACUCCCUACUAUGAGCACGGAAAACAGUGACAAAAAAACAAAAUUAAUGGAUAAUUUGUGGAAUUCUAAUAGUUCAUUAGAUCUUCAAAUAAAUAGACAACCUAUUGAUGGAGCUUUCACUGUAGGGAAAGAUGAUAUUGAUAAAUUGAAGGAUGAUCUUGAAAAACAUCAUAAAAAGUUUAAAUGUUUAAUGGAAAAACAAGAACAGUUAUUAAAAGUUUGCUUUUAUUUAUUGCUAAAUAUUGCAGAGAAUAAAGAAGUAGAGAAAAAAAUGAGGAAAAAAAACGUAAUUGGAAUGCUUUUAAAGACUUUAGACAGAACAAACACUGAUCUCCUAAUUUUAGUUGUAACUUUUUUAAAAAAACUAUCAAUCUAUAGAGAAAAUAAAGAUGUUAUGGCUGAAGGAAACAUCAUUGAAAAAUUACCAAAGUUGCUUCACAUCACUAACUCAGAUCUGGUCUCUAUGACUUUAAGACUUUUGUUUAAUUUAUCAUUUGAUACAAAACUAAGAGGAAAGAUGAUAAGAGUAGGUCUAUUACCCAAGCUAGUUAAAUUAUUAAUACAAGAUGAUGUAAAUCGAUCGACUAUUCUCGGAAUAUUGUAUCAUGCUAGUAUAGAUGAUAAAGUCAAAAUGAUGUUUAUAAAUACUGAAUGUAUUUCACUAGUUACAAACAUGCUUUUAGAGUCAGAUGAUGAACAAAUUUUUCCUGAAUUAGUUGCAUUAUGUAUUAACCUUGCUACAAAUAAUAAGAAUGCUGAGUUAAUGAUUGAAAAUAAUAGAUUAAAAAGUUUAAUUAAAAAAGCGUUUAAAAAUCAAAAUGCAUUAUUAAUGAAAAUAGUUAGAAAUAUUUCACAGAAUGAGUCUACAAAAGAACAUUUUAUUGAAUUUGUUGGUGAUUUUGCAAUGGCUCUAACUCAAUCUAACUGCCAAGAUUUUGUGUUAGAAAUUAUUGGAGUAAUGGGAAAUUUAGCAUUAACUGAUUUAGACUAUUCACAAAUUCUUCAACGAUGUAAUCUGAUUCCUUGGAUACGUAAUUCUCUUAUUCCAGGCAAAGCUCAAGAUGAUUUAGUACUUGAAGUAGUAAUAUUCUUAGGAACAGCUGCUGCUUCUGACGAAGACAGUGCACAAGUGAUGUGCAAAGCAGACAUACUCUUAUCCUUAAUCGAGUUACUAAAAGCGAAACAAGAAGAUGAUGAAAUUGUUUUACAAAUAAUAUAUGUUUUCUACCAAAUAUCUAAACAUGAUUCAACGAGGGAGUAUUUAAUUCGAGAAACUGGAAAUGAGGCACCAGGUUAUUUAAUUGAUUUGAUGCAUGACAAAAAUCCAGCCAUACGAAAAAUCUGUGAUGCUUGUUUAGAUGUGAUUGCACUUUGUGAUAAAGAUUGGGCAGCAAGAAUAAAAGUUGAAAAAUUCAGAUCUCAUAACCAACAAUGGUUAGACAUGGUUGAGUCAAUAAAUGGUGACAUCUCAGCUACUAGUUUUUCUGCUCCAGACGAAGAUGAUAAUUUUACACCAUUUGCAAGUAGAGAUCUUUUAAAACACACAAUGUUAUUUCCUUCAGGAAAUAAUACAAGAUUCAAUAUUGAUGAUGGAGAUUUAGUAACUAAAACUUUGUCUGAUUCUUCAGAAAAUCUUAGCCGUCCAAAUAGUCGGUAUAGUAGAGAUCUAAAUGAAAUUUGUGAAAUGGUAACAACUUCAAAAUCUCAAUUAUCCAUGAGUUCAGGAUAGAAGAUUUGUAUCACAGUC
Molecule: messenger RNA, 2761 nt
Organism: Ceratosolen solmsi marchali
Lineage: Eukaryota; Metazoa; Arthropoda; Insecta; Hymenoptera; Agaonidae
Gene: Kap3
Product: kinesin associated protein 3
Exons: 16
Coding region: 251-2743 (830 amino acids)
Biological process (GO): cilium organization; microtubule-based movement
Cellular component (GO): ciliary transition zone; kinesin II complex; axoneme
Molecular function (GO): kinesin binding
Source: RefSeq, a predicted model, not a curated record